Dermacentor andersoni is the source of this 2045-nucleotide messenger RNA. RefSeq lists its product as uncharacterized. The record is from RefSeq and is a predicted model, not a curated record. Gene Ontology annotation, cellular component: chitin-based extracellular matrix. Gene Ontology annotation, molecular function: structural constituent of chitin-based larval cuticle. NCBI's taxonomy places the organism in Eukaryota, Metazoa, Arthropoda, Arachnida, Ixodida, Ixodidae.
GAUUAGUGUUCUUUUAGGACUUCGGCUAUAUAUCCGUAUCCCUAUACCUUGUCUUCUUGAACUGGCUAAUCGCUAAGAGGGCAUGGAGUGGUGCAACGGACUAGACACACAUACGCUUGUAAUGCGCUAUCUGGCGGGCAACUGCAGUUCAUGUUCAGCGGGCAGGCGGGCAACGUCGUGCAGCUUUCACUUGCGAAGCGACGCGCUUAGUCAUUGGCUCCGUUACACCAUUUGGGACACUUUGUCAAUAGCCUUUAUUAGUAAAACAGCUUUCCGACCCCAAAGUUCCGCCUAUUCUUGGAAUUUGUCGCGUCGUAUCUAUUGUAGCUGCUUUCCCGAUGGUAUAGUCGCCUUCGUGACACCGGCAUGCACGGCAGACGUGACGACAAAAUGGUGCCCCGCGAUGAAGAGUCGCGUUAGUGGCCAACAUAUGUGUGCCGCCAGUGAAGAAUCUGCAGCCGGGCAAGUCUGCUGGACCGAUGUCGAGGUGACGACCAACCGCGCCAGCCAAUGCUGCUACACAGGCCUGCGACAAGAUGAUAGGCACGGUGAGCACCCGCGCUUGAGCCCUGCUCAACAUAGUGUUCGUGUGCGUCCCAUCCCUUCACGAUCGAGGGAGAGGUUUGCGCAAGGUGGGCGCCCAAACGGAGGGUAUAGUAUACACACAGCAAGGGUGUGUGUGACCAGUGCAUCUAGAUCGUCCCCGCUUUUGCAUGCAUCCCGGCCACGCCGCGCACGCUCGGCCGCAUUGGCUCGGAGCGUAUAAAAGGGCCGCCGUCCGCCGCUGCGGACAGAAGGGAUCUCGUCACCGCCGCAGCACCAGCAGCGGGAGCAGCAAGCAAGCAUGUGGAAGGCAGCGAUCUCCUCCGCCCUCUUCUUCGCCGUCCUGGCCAACGCCGGUACUCUCCGCGGUGGAUACGGUGGCGCUGCUAUCGGCGGUCUCGGAGCAGUCGGCGUUGGGAUCGGAGGCGGCUACGCCGGACGUGGCUACCUCGCCGGCGGCGGUGGCGGAUACUACGGAGGGGGUUACAGGGCCUACGAAGACAACAGGCCGAGGCCGUACAGCUUCGGCUACGUCGCUCAGGGAGCGGACGGGUCCAGCUCUCGCCAGGAGGUCGGCGACGGCAGCGGCAGCGUCCAGGGAGUCUACACCUUGAGCACGCCGGAAGGUGGCCAGCGGAAGGUCAAGUACACGGCCGACGCGGCAGGCUUCCGCGCCGUAGUCGACACCAACGAGCCCGGCACGCAGAGCGAGAGCCCCGCCGACGUGGCCCUGCGUUCGUCCUCGCCGCCGGCCUACCUGCUCGCCUCCAAGUACGGCGCCGCCGGGUCGUACGCCGGGGCCAGACCGCGAGUUGUGUACGGGGGCGCCGGCGGGCUGUACGGAGCGGGCGUCGCCGGUUACGGGGGCGCUGGCCUUUACGGCGGCCUCGGCGGCCGAGUCUACGCCGGUGGAGCCGGUGUCGGAGUGCUCGGAAAGCACGGCGGUGGCGUCGGCUGGCACUAGUGAACCCGCCGUCUGCCUCUAUAAAUAUCCUUGUCUUUGGUACGGGAGCCCUUCUACGCCACUUUCGCCGUUUCAUAUGUAGUCCUUCUGUCCUCCAUGGUUUCGGUGUGUCGCCGUCUGCUUGUCACUGGGGACUGAGCAAGAAGCCCCGCUCGCUGGAUGCUGCGGUUGCUCAAGGUGUUGGUGACAAAUAGGUGAUGUGCGCUGCUUCGCUGCUUGUUAAGAAAAUAAACGUCCAAUCGCUUGCAACAAGAAAACUGACUUCGUCCUGGUGUAUUUGCCGAGCAAUGAGCUCCACGUGGUGAAGCAGCCGGCACGACAUUGGCAAGUUCAGUGAGGUUUGGAGGCAGUUCUUCUGUGGUAGCUCUCAACAUUUCCAGCUUGUGCUCUCAUAUAGACCAUCCACCUUCGAAUAAAAGAGGCACUGUGACAUGAAGUCAAAUGUAACAGGUUUUAACAGAAGGCGACAUGUUGUGAUCAAAAUUAAUCUCAUCGUGACCCUGCACCACGUGCCCCCGCUCACGGCCACAACGUUGCU